This is a messenger RNA of Lathyrus oleraceus (garden pea), 1884 nucleotides long. Its product is annotated as putative glucuronosyltransferase PGSIP8. The record is from RefSeq and is a predicted model, not a curated record. The transcript is spliced from 5 exons. Lineage: Eukaryota; Viridiplantae; Streptophyta; Magnoliopsida; Fabales; Fabaceae. The coding region runs from base 114 to 1547 and encodes 477 amino acids.
AUUUCAUUACUACUUGAAACUUUCGCACUCCCCACACGCUAACAAUACCAAUAUAUAACAACACUCUUAUACCAAUAUUGCUAACUACUAAUUCUUUCAGAGUUGGGGAGAAAAUGGAUCACAAUGCAAAUACACUGAAACGGUUGCUUCUGUUAUCGAUUGCUUUAUUUCAUUUCUCGUUAACACCUUACAUCGAAGCGACGACUUCGUCUGUAUCCACUACACAGAAGAGUUUCAAGAAUGCAUACGCGACGAUGAUGUAUGUAGGAACACCGAGGGAUUACGAAUUCUAUAUUGCAGUUCGCGUUCUUGUUAAAUCGCUUUCGAAGCUUAACGUUCAAGCCGAUCUUGUUGUUAUCGCUUCUCUCGAUGUUCCUCUUCAAUGGAUUCGAGCUCUGGAAGAAGAAGAUGGUGCGAAAGUCGUGAGGGUGCCAAACUUGGACAAUCCCUACAAGCAUCAGGAUAAUUUUGACAAGAGAUUUAAGUUAUCACUUAAUAAACUCUAUGCUUGGAGCUUAGUGGACUAUGACAGGGUAGUUAUGCUAGAUGCUGAUAACCUCUUCCUUCAAAACACUGAUGAAUUGUUUCAAUGUGGACAAUUCUGUGCUGUCUUUAUCAAUCCUUGUGUCUUCCAUACCGGUCUUUUUGUCUUGCAGCCAUCAAUGGUUGUGUUCAAAGACAUGGUUAAUGAAUUACAAAAUGGGAGAGAAAAUCCAGAUGGUGCAGACCAAGGUUUUAUAGCUAGCUACUUCCCUGAUUUGCUUGAUAAGCCACUGUUUCACGCUCCUUCAAAUGGCACUAAGCUUGAGGGAACAUAUAGGCUUCCUUUAGGUUAUCAGAUGGAUGCUUCUUACUACUAUCUUAAGCUUCGAUGGAGCAUACCCUGUGGACCAAAUAGUGUGAUCACAUUCCCGGGGGCACCAUGGUUGAAGCCAUGGUAUUGGUGGUCCUGGCCUGUCCUGCCACUAGGCAUCCAGUGGCAUGAACAACGGCGCCAAACUAUAGGGUAUCCUUCGGAGAUGGUUAUGAUACUUAUCCAAUCUGCAAUAUAUAUAGGAAUAAUUGCAAUGACGCGUUUGGCAAGGCCAAGUCUCUCAAAGUUAUGUUUUAGGCGUUCUGAUAAGAGCAUCAACCUGGCACACAACAGUCUCAAAUUGGUAGCACUGUGGUGCAUACUUGCUGCUUACGUAACACCCUAUUUUAUCAUUCCUCACACGAUUCACCCUCUACUUGGUUGGAUCCUGUAUUUCCUUGGUUCCUUUACAUUUUGCUCGAUUGCAAUUGAUGUCUUUCUGCUACCAAUGUUGCCAGUUUUGGUACCUUGGCUCGCGAUUCUUGGGGUUUUACUGGUUAUGGCAUUUCCUUGGUAUCCUGAUGGAAUAGUAAGAGCUAUGUCCGUCUUUUUCUAUGCAUUCUGCUGUGCUCCAUUUUUGUGGACAUCUUUGGUGAGGAUUGUGGCAGGUCUUCAACUAUCUCUACGAAGGGAAGCUUUUUUGCCAAGAUUUGCAGAAUGUUAUCCACAUUCUUGGUUUAACAAGUUCUUUUGACAUGAACAAUUGGGUAUAACUCAAAUGCUAGGAUAAGACAUAGAAAUGAAAGAAAAAACUUGUUGACGUGCUCGGCAAAAAUGGAAGAUGAUGGGAAAUCAGAAUUAGAAGAGGUUGUUGUCAUUUGUUUGUGUUGAAGAACUGACAAGGAUUUUGUACCAUGAAAGUGUUAUAACUGAAAACAAAAGAUGCUGCUGCCAUUUUGCCCCUACAUAGAUUGUUUGAUACUUGUAAUCAUUUAUAAUUUAUAUUGUGACCAGCACGUUGAGUGAGUGUCAAAUUCUUUUUGUACAUGUUUUAGAUUUGUAACUAUGAAAGAUCAAGAACGUUCAAGUUA